CCCGCCAUAUCCCAUAACCACAACAAGCAUUUGUUGCGUCCAAUUCUCACUAUUUUAUACGUACUUGUAUUGAACAUAAAAUAACUAUUUAAUAAAGUAAAAAUAUAAAAUUAACAAAGCAAAUGCACAAUGAAUAAACGCAAUGCGUCAACGUCAAGACCUCCUGCCAAAAAAGGAAAAUUCAACGACGACGAUGAUGAUGAGGAGCUACCCAGUUCUUUUGUCGCCGAGUUGGCGACAAUGAAUGACAUGGAUGAGGACUUUGGUGAUGUCAGUCAGUUUUUUGAUGAAGAGUUUGGUCCUAGUACUUCUGAUGAUAAACAAGUAAAUAAAGGUCCCGUAGACGAGAGCCCAUCUUUAAAAUGGGCGCGUCCGCCAGUUCCCGAACUAGACCCGAGCAAGGAUGCCCUAAUCUUCCAACAAAUCGAAGUGGACCACUACAUUGGGAAGCCCAUUAAUGGAAUGCCCGGAAGCAGAGGAGGUUCUAUUCCCAUAAUUCGUAUGUUUGGAGUGACCAUGUCGGGUAAUUCUGUGUGCUGUCAUGUCCACGGUUUCUGUCCUUACCUCUAUGUGUCAGCACCCCCAAAGUUCACCAAUCAGAACUGCCGUCCUUUCCGCGAUGCGUUGGAUACUGCUCUAAGGAAGGAUAUGCGUAGUAACCCAGAGAACAUAGUCGAGAUCGUGCUUGCUGUGUCCUUAGUCCAGAAGAGAAACGUCUACGGAUACGCCGGACCCGACUUUAGCCCCUUCCUCAAAAUCACCCUGGCGGUUCCCCGGCUGGUCGCCGCUUGUAAACGGGUCCUGGAGCGGGAAGUAGUUUACCCCACAUUUACCCACGAGUACCGCGCCUUUGAAAGCAACAUCGACUUCGACAUCCGCUUCAUGGUCGAUACCGGCGUCGUCGGGUGUUCUUGGAUCGAGUUACCCCCGGGGAAAUGGCGCCAACGCACCAAGCAUGAGCACAAUCUGCCUAGGAUCACCCGCUGCCAGAUCGAGGCUGACAUUGCCUGGGACGAGUUCAUCGCUCACGCUCCCGAAGGCGAGUGGUCCAAAGUUGCCCCCAUCAGAAUCAUGAGCUUCGAUAUCGAGUGUGCAGGCCGUAAGGGAAUAUUCCCCGAGGCUAACCACGACCCAGUGAUCCAGAUCGCGAAUAUGAUAAUCCGUCAGGGCGAACCUGAACCCUUCCUCCGGAACAUCUUCACUCUAGACACUUGCGCCCCUAUAGUAGGAUGCCAGGUUCUCAGUUUCACUACUGAGAACCUGAUGCUGCAAAAAUGGGCCGAGUUUGUCCGCGUAGCUGACCCUGAUAUCUUCACCGGGUAUAACAUAAACAACUUCGACUUUCCCUACCUGAUAAAUCGCGCCAACCACCUCAAAGUCAAUAACUUCUGUUUCCUGGGGAGAAUCAAGGAUAAGAAGUCUGUGAUCAAGGAUACGGUCCUCCAAAACAAACAGAUGGGCCGUCGUGAAAACAAGUACAUAAACUUCGAAGGUCGCGUACCUUUCGACUUACUUCUGGUUCUAGUUCGCGACUACAAGCUCAGAUCCUACACCCUGAACGCGGUUAGUUACCAUUUUCUGCAAGAGCAGAAAGAAGAUGUCCACCACAGCAUAAUAACUGAUCUACAAAAUGGCGAUGCGCAGACACGCCGUCGGUUGGCAGUUUACUGCUUAAAGGAUGCUUAUCUCCCACUGCGUCUCCUGGACAAACUAAUGUGUAUUAUUAUUUAUAUGGAAAUGGCGCGUGUUACUGGUGUGACAUUGCCCAGUUUGCUCACUCGCGGCCAACAGAUAAAAGUAGUAUCCCAGUUGCUCCGCAAGACGCGCGAGCACGACUACUUGAUGCCAGUCCAUACUGGUGCUAUUAGCGAGGAACAGUUUGAUGGUGCCACUGUAUUGGAACCAAAACGCGGGUACUACAGUGACCCAAUAGCGACUCUUGAUUUCAGUUCUCUGUAUCCCAGUAUUAUAAUGGCGCACAAUUUGUGCUACACUACUCUGUUGUCCCAGGGUGCCAAGAAUAAGCUUUCUAUCAGCGAUGAAGAUAUUACACGGACUCCGUCGAAUUCUAUAUUCGUGAAAAGCAACCUGCGUAAAGGAAUCCUCCCGGAAAUUUUGGAGCAUCUGCUUCAGGCGCGUAAGAAAGCCAAGGCUGAGCUGAAGAAAGAAACAGAUCCUCUUAAGCAGAAGGUUCUUGAUGGAAGACAAUAUGCGCUGAAAGUCUCUGCUAAUUCUGUCUACGGAUUUACUGGAGCCCAAGUUGGAAAGCUUCCUUGCCUAGAAAUCUCCGCUAGUGUCACCGCGUUUGGUCGGCAGAUGAUUGACUUCACCAAGCAGCAAGUGGAGGAGCAGUACCGAAUCGCGAAUGGAUAUGAGCAUGACGCGAAAGUCAUUUACGGAGACACUGAUUCGGUAAUGGUUAAGUUUGGAACCAAGAAGAUUGAAGAGGCCAUGAGGUUAGGUCAAGAAGCUGCGGACUUUGUUACCGGGAAGUUCAUCAAGCCGAUAAAGCUUGAGUUUGAGAAGGUCUACUUUCCGUACUUGUUGAUCAAUAAGAAGAGGUACGCGGGGUUGUACUGGACCAAGGUGGAAAAGUACGACAAGAUGGACUGUAAGGGCUUAGAAACCGUUCGGCGAGACAACUGUCCUCUGGUAGCGAAUAUGAUGAACACAUGUCUUAAGAUUUUGCUGAUUGAGAGGAACCCGGAGGAAGCGCUGGACUACGCGAAGCAGGUGAUCAGCGACCUGCUGUGCAACAAAAUAGAUAUUUCGCAAUUGGUAGUCACUAAGGAAUUGACCAAGACUGAUUACACCGCGAGGCAGGCUCACGUAGAGCUAGCUGCCAGGAUGAAGAAGAGAGACGCGGGUACGGCGCCGAAGUUGGGUGAUAGAGUGCCUUAUGUUUUCACGAGUGCUGCUAAGGGUACCCCAGCCUACAUGAGGGCAGAGGAUCCUAUUUAUGUUCUAGAGAAUAACAUUCCAUUAGAUGUUAAUUAUUACUUGGAGAACCAGCUGUCGAAGCCCUUGGUCAGGAUUUUUGAGCCGAUCUUGGGAGACAAGGCUGAGAGUUUGUUACUCAAGGGUGAGCAUACCAGGACUAGGUCUGUGGUCACUUCGAAGGUUGGAGCACUGGCGGCUUUUACCAAGAAGAAGGCCGCGUGUAUUGGCUGCAAGAGUGUCCUCCCCGCGGAUAGAGAGAAGAUGGCGGUUUGUAAGUACUGUGAGGCCAAGGAGACCGACUUGUAUCAGACUGAGUUGCUUGCGGGUAGAAAACUAGAGGAAAAGUUCUGCAGGCUGUGGACUGAGUGCCAGAGAUGCCAGGGUAGUCUUCAUCAGGAAGUUUUGUGUACCAGUCGUGAUUGUCCAAUUUUCUACAUGAGAAAAAAAGUACAAAUGGAUUUAGACAAUCAAAUAAAACGGAUUGAAAGAUUCGGCGUACCUGAUUGGUAAAAGGAUAUUCACCAGUGAUUCAAUGAUCAAGAUUCAAGAAUUAGUCCAUCAAUUUUGUCUUUAAUAAUAAUUAGCAAAAUUUGAAUUACAAAAAACCUCUUGGUCCACCUUGGGUCGACAUUUGUUGUAUUAAAUUAUUUUUAAUAAUAAAAAACUAAUUACAU
Messenger RNA from Cotesia glomerata, 3614 nucleotides. It is a transcript of the gene DNApol-delta, whose product is annotated as DNA polymerase delta catalytic subunit. Lineage: Eukaryota; Metazoa; Arthropoda; Insecta; Hymenoptera; Braconidae. The record is from RefSeq and is a predicted model, not a curated record. The coding region runs from base 130 to 3450 and encodes 1106 amino acids. The transcript is spliced from 5 exons. Gene Ontology annotation, molecular function: DNA binding; nucleotide binding; 3'-5'-DNA exonuclease activity. Gene Ontology annotation, cellular component: delta DNA polymerase complex. Gene Ontology annotation, biological process: DNA-templated DNA replication; nucleotide-excision repair, DNA gap filling; base-excision repair, gap-filling.